CCACCGUCUAGGGAGCUCCAGCUAACAAGUGUCCAUAUCCGAGGAUUUGAAAUCCAGUCAGUCUGAAUAAAACCUCGAGACACCAGCAGAUUACUUUACUUUCCUCCGCAGACAUACCAAAAAAUACACACCUUUCAAAUAAUACGCAUUCAGCAUGGUUCUCAUUAAGAGCCUUGUCCUCGCAGGACUGGCGACUUUAUCUUUUGCCAAAGGACCUGGCGCCCCCCCACCAACCUUCGAUAACUCUGCCGUUCUCGACCUUAUUCCCAGCAAUUUCGAUUCGAUUGUGCUCAGCGGAAAGCCUGCUCUUGUCGAGUUCUUUGCGCCAUGGUGCGGACAUUGCAAGAACCUUGCUCCAGUCUACGAGCAAUUAGCCCAGGAUUUCUCUGGGGCCAAAGACAAGAUUAGCAUUGCAAAGGUCGACGCCGAUGCUGAGAAAUCAUUGGGCAAGCGUUUUGGUAUCCAGGGCUUUCCAACUAUCAAAUAUUUUAACGGAAAAGAUGAGACUCCAGAAGACUACAAUGGUGGUAGAGAUCUGGAGAGUCUGACAGAAUUCAUCAACAAGAAGACUGGUGCUAAGGCGAAGAAGGCAAGAGUCGCUCCAAGCGCUGUUGAAAUGUUGAACGACAAGACAUUCAAGGACAAGAUUGGAGCCGAUCAGGACGCCAUUGUUGCUUUCACCGCUCCAUGGUGUGGACACUGCAAGACUCUUGCACCAAUUUGGGAGAAGGUUGCACAGGACUUUGCCAGUGAGGAGGGUGUUCUCAUUGCGAAGGUCGAUGCCGAAGCCGACAACGCAAAGGCAACUGCCAAAGAUCAAGGCGUUUCCUCCUACCCAACCAUCAAGUUCUUCCCCAAGGGCUCUACGACUCCAGAGGCAUACAGUGGUGGACGCACAGAGGCAGAUCUUGUCGCCUUCAUGAACAGCAAGGCAGGAACACACCGAGCUCCAGGAGGCGGACUUGAUGCUAUCGCUGGUACCAUCGAAGCUCUGGAUGCCCUUGUAGCUAAGUUCACUAGCGGUUCAAGCAUUGCUGAAGUCGCUAGUGAAGCUACCAAGGCUGCUGCUGACUUGAAGUCACAGGCCCAAUACAAGUACGCAGAGUACUAUGUUAAGGUCUUUGACAAGCUCUCCAAGAAUGAUAACUAUGCUUCAAAGGAGUUGGCUCGAUUGGACGGUAUUCUCAAGAAGGGAGGUCUCGCGCCGGCGAAGCUCGAUGAGUUCACUAGCAAGACCAACAUCCUCCGAAAGUUCAUUGAGAAGGUUUCUGGCAAGUCUGAGUUGUAGAUACUCGGUUUGAUACGGGCGGGAUGGUAUGUAACAUCAUCAGGAAAAAUGACUUGGGGAAAAAUGACUUGGGAACUGGCGUUUGAUAGCAAUUCAGAACCUUUUAUUCUUCUAUGCUCCGAACAGAUGGUAUUAAGAACCUUUAAUGCCCUGAAAAUUAGUCCAGCAGUAUUAUGACCGUGUAUAGCCCACCAAAAUAACCUGGAAACUCCCCAAACUCCCCAAACUCCUCCCACCUUCCCAAGAACGCCCCAAGUUUAUGCUUCCCAUCUAACAUUUGCAGUCGAAGCCCGCCCAAAUAUCACUUUGUUGGACUGGACUUUCCAUCACGCCCUUCAUUAUUGCUUUGCAGAGUAGCUUCGAGGUUAUCCAAUCGUCUCGACAUCUCGUCCACUUGAGGAGUCUGUUAGUCUUCCUGUCUUCUUCGAAUCUCACAUGCACUGAGCACCUACUCUUUGCAAAGAUCUCACUCGAAACACCCGCAAACUUGUUCGACAAGGAGUUCAGAAGCUCGUCAACAACCGCAGAGAGUUCCGCAGGAGCAGUGGCAUCUCCACCUAGCUAAAUAUUGUCUAUCAGCUCAGUCCAAAGUCCAGGGCUUCCAGAAUAGGGAACGAACCGAAUUGACAGAAUUACGAUUAUUGUUUGGAGAGCUGGAUGACUGGUUGGACGCCAUAAUCGACGUUUUUAGAGCCUGAACGCUGGGAAGAGAUGCAAAUCAAUGAGGUAGAGACUGUAGUAGCACGAAAUCAAGAACGAGGAGCAAGGCUCGAGGUUCGGCGUAUUGUCAGAGAGGCUUGCUGCAGGGCUGGGAGGUGGAC
This is a messenger RNA of Cadophora gregata, 2109 nucleotides long. It is a transcript of the gene ERP38, whose product is annotated as Protein disulfide-isomerase erp38. Gene Ontology annotation, biological process: protein folding. Bases 155 to 1288 code for a protein of 377 amino acids. The record is from RefSeq and is a predicted model, not a curated record. The transcript is spliced from 2 exons. Gene Ontology annotation, cellular component: endoplasmic reticulum. Gene Ontology annotation, molecular function: protein disulfide isomerase activity. Lineage: Eukaryota; Fungi; Ascomycota; Leotiomycetes; Helotiales; Ploettnerulaceae.